UCCGUACCGGGACAUUUCCGGGCAUGGUUCCAAUGCUCAAAAUCCUUAUAUUUCGGCCCUCUACCUAUCCUAUCAUGGCUAUCAUUUUAGCUAAAUUCAUCGCCGCUAACACUCUGUACGUUGAGUGUAGAUAGGAAUAGAGGUGCGGAAGACGUGGUGGGGAUAUGCUUAUAUACUGUGAAUUUGAUCGAAAUCGGUGACGACGAGUUCUCAGCCUCCCCUUGCGAGUUGCUCGAUUGCUCUGAUUCUGGCAAUGAGUUGAAAUCGCGGAACGCCGCGCGCCAGCGAGAAUCGAUUGUGUGCGUGCAAAUCAUUUACAGGGACCCGUAUGCGGUAAGUGACCGACUGCAGCGCACCAAGUAGUGGGGAGGGAAAGCUCGGGCCGUCCGUGAGCCUUUGCAUGUGGUAAUCUCAUGUACGCGAGAGCGCUCUGCGUGUGCGUAAAAUCGGGCAAUUUUUGUCAGCGCCAUUUACUAGUGGGGAGGCAAAGCUCUUGUAUAGGUAUAAGGAAAAGUGCAUAAGCAUACCCCCACCACGUCUUCCGCACCUCUAUUCCUAUCUACACUCAACGAUACGUCUAUGAUUGCGCAAGCGCAUAGCCGGUGUACCCAUGUCUUCCAUCACGGUAGUGUAGAGUGGUAGCCAGUAUGACGCACUUGCGUCAGGUUCCUUGACAUGAAGCGACAUUGCGGAAAGUGCUGCUGCAGAUUUUUUGUUUCGUUGCUCGGUCAUCGAUGACAAUAUUAUUCGCCAUCAUUCGUAACGAGUUAAUCUUUUUGAUCAUUUUUAUUUGCUCGCCAAAUACGUGGUAUAUAACUGGACAUGUUGUCACCUGUGCGCAUACACAAAACAAAAGAAGCGUUUCAAAGCGAGACGUUGGAAAGUUCGCAAGGGUUAGGAGCAGACCGUCAAAACGUCUGCUUGCGACGAAAUUCCGAUGAGAUUGACAGACCGCAUAAAAACGCGAUGGUUCGACGAUGGGACGUGGUGUGCCUGAUCUUUUCGAUAGUCACUCACAUAUUUGACAUUGGUGCAGACAUUUACUUGGCUUCAAAAUACUUCGUGGAUGGCAAAAUAACCUACUUUGCUUGGACAGUUGCUUUUAUACUGUUUCCAGCUUUUGUCAAUACUUUCAUCAGUUUUAGAAUAGUUGAUCAAGACUUGCUGCUCAAUGGAAAGCGAAGAAGGAUGGCCAUGAAGACUGCUACAACCACAGUUACGUGUACAGUAGCUCACCGCAUAUUGGUAUUUCUUUUUCAACUGGCACCAUUAUUGCGAUAUUGUAACAGUCUUAGAUAUGCAUUGAAAGCGCUUAGGUAUAAAAGCAACGGGCUUGAAGCUGAACAACAACAUUAUUAUCUUAAAAUGCUCAAGGAGGAUGAAGAUGUUGCUUUACUUAGAGUUUUUGAGUGCUUCCUAGAAGCUGCGCCACAACAAAUACUUCAACUUAAUAUAUUGCUCAGAGAUGAAAAAUCAAGUUUCCAGUUGGUGCAAAUGGUUAGUGUGUGCAGUUCGUUAGUGAGCAUGGGCUGGUCAAUGGCUAGUUACCAUCGAAUGAUUCGUUUGGCUCAGCGUGACAAAGAGAACAUUGGUGUCAUUGGAACGAUCCUUCAGUUUCUGUGGCACUUCUGCAUUAUAAUGUCUCGUAUUUUAUCUAUAAGUGUUGUCGCCAGCAUGUGGCCCAUGUACACAGGCUUAGCAUGCAUCCUCCAUUGCGCUGUAAUGACUACCUGGCUCAAUAUGGAACCCAAUGGAGUUGCGGAGUUCUGCAGAGACGGAGACCAUUCUCGGCUAGCACCUUUGACUCGGUGUGAGCGCGUGAGGUCCUUUUUUUUUUCGGUAGUUUUGGGUUUUGUUUACAUAUUCACCUACCUGAAUCCUAGCGAGGGUCGUACUUUUGUUAGGCACUUGUUCUACUACGCGCUAUGCAUCAUGGAAAACGUGGGAGCCUCCAUUCUGUGGGCUAUGGAAGCAAAGCAAAAUCUCAGAAAUCGAUGGUAUUUUGAGCUGAUCACAGUUCUUUGCUGUAUACCAUUUGUUAUAGGUAUUGUAGCGAUGACUCUCUAUUAUGUGUUUUUUCAUCCAACGUCCAAGCGCAGAAGUCGCUUGGCGCCAGCUGCUGAGCCCAGUUAACGAACCGCUCAAUGUUAGAUUAAUUUUCCAUUAUUAUGUUUUGGUUAGUGUAAUUUAUCUUCCAAAAUAGCACUCACUAUUUGGCGAUCUUUUUCUUUAUAAGUCAAGCUUAUAAUCUAAAAUCAACCACAUUAUUUCUGAGUAUUAUCGAGUGAGUAGUGAAAACCAUCAUUCUGUGAUAUUCUCUUUCGGUCUCUUCUAACUACUCACCAUCAUGUCCGUUUACAGGCGAUAAUUUUCACCUCAUUACCAUCAUACAUUCUGUUGAUUGAGCAUCAAUUAUAAUUACUUUAAUGAUAUUUCAUUUGAGUCUAUCUCAGAAUCAACUCAUUGUCAGUAGUUAUUUGAGAUAAACUUCCGACAGCGUCACAGCGUCUCUCCGCCGAUUUCGUUACAACUUUGCUUAGAGCUUCAUGUUUGAAAUCUACAAUUCGUUAUUUUUGUAUUGAUAAUUCACAUCGUUCAUAUCUUCGGUUAACGAUUCAUGUUUUAUCAGUUUUGUUUUAGUUUGUAAAUCUAUUUGAAGGAAGCGCCAAAAAUUCUUUGGUGUAAGUUAAUUUCACAUAGAAAACGAGCUCUAUGCGGACUUGACAAAACCGGUGAGGGUACGGUUUCAUAAAUACAGCCGUAAUUCAGAAUAUUUUAUCAUGAAAGUAUAUCUUCCAGUCAGCAUACACACGUAUUACAAAAUUAUAAUUAGUUAAAAUUAUAUGAAUUCCAAUUUCAUUGUUAGGAGAAUUAACCGCCUGAUAGUGAGCCACCUAUUUACAGAACAGCCCUUAUAAAGCAAUGUGAAUUGGGUGUCAAUUGUAUGGCGGUCACUUGGUGUUUCUGCAUGUAAGACACCUUACUCCGUUUAGGUUAGAAAUAUGAUCAAUAUUUUGUUGAAAUUUUCGCCUAAAGUUGAUAGUUUUUAUAAGAGAAAAUGAUGGGUAUCCUUAUCGGGUAUUCUAAAGCAGUUGCCCUAGCCCUAACAGCUAAUUGACAAAGGCCGAAUAGCUUGCAUUCUGUCUGUUUUGAACAGUUUCUGUACAAAUCUGCUUUGCAAUUAUAUUCCUAAUUCGAAUUGUUCUUAUGUAGUUGCAGAAGGUAUCAAAGGUUGCAAAAAGAAUGCACGUGAACGCAUUGCUUCCAAUCAUGGUUUGCCCAUCUGGAAGUACUAGAUUGACUACACAUUAUUGCUUCCUCAACUCAAUUAUGGAUAUACUGUGAAUACUUUCAGUCUAUUUAGACUUUAGUUUGAGCUUUUGAAACGUAGGAAAAAGGGUUUUAUGGUAUACGUUGUCUCACUUUCAGGCGUACUUCUACUUUUUGAAAAUUCGUCAUCUCUAUGUGUGUAAGUAUACACUGCAUACUAUUUCAAAGAUUUAACAUCGAUUAUUUACCAUGAUUAUGAAUGAGUAGUAGUACGACAGAACUGAACUCUACUGUUUUUUCAAUCACGAAUUUUGUGUCAUAAAUUAUAAAUAUAAGUUUAUUGUAGGCACACAUAAUUUUGAUACACAAUCAAAAAAAUAACUUGAAAAAAAUAUAUUUGUAAUAAACAUUGCUUUCUACCUAAACGUUAUAAAUCAUU
This is a messenger RNA of Athalia rosae (coleseed sawfly), 3709 nucleotides long. Its product is annotated as XK-related protein 6-like. Gene Ontology annotation, biological process: phosphatidylserine exposure on apoptotic cell surface; engulfment of apoptotic cell; apoptotic process involved in development. NCBI's taxonomy places the organism in Eukaryota, Metazoa, Arthropoda, Insecta, Hymenoptera, Athaliidae. The record is from RefSeq and is a predicted model, not a curated record. Gene Ontology annotation, cellular component: plasma membrane. The coding region runs from base 823 to 2133 and encodes 436 amino acids. The transcript is spliced from 4 exons.